Molecule: messenger RNA, 3192 nt
Organism: Phytophthora sojae
Lineage: Eukaryota; Oomycota; Peronosporomycetes; Peronosporales; Peronosporaceae
Exons: 2
Coding region: 1-3192 (1063 amino acids)
Biological process (GO): rescue of stalled cytosolic ribosome; ribosome-associated ubiquitin-dependent protein catabolic process
Cellular component (GO): RQC complex
Molecular function (GO): ribosomal large subunit binding; tRNA binding
Source: RefSeq, a predicted model, not a curated record
AUGAAGAAGACGCGCAUGUCCAUCGACGACAUCCGCGCGAUGGUGGGCAGCAUCCGCGCCAACGUGCAGAACAUGCGCGUGACCAACAUCUACGACGUCCAGGGCCAGGGCGAGAGCGGCGCGGCCAAGACGUACAUCCUCAAGCUGCACCAGCCGCCCUUCCCCAAGGUCUUUUUGCUGCUCGAGUCGGGCGUGCGCUUCCACACGAGCAAGUACGCGCGCGACGCCAAGGCCGGCAGCGCGCUGCCCAGCCAAUUCACCAUGAAGCUGCGCAAGCACCUGCGCGGCAAGCGGCUCUCGGGGCUGCGGCAGCUCGAGGGCGACCGCGUCGUGGACUUCACGUUCGGCCAGGACGCGCUGCAGUGCCACCUCAUCCUGGAGCUCUACGCCUCGGGCAACAUCGUCCUCACGGACGGGGACUACCGCAUCCUGUCGCUGCUGCGCACGCACCGCUUCGACGAGAACGUCAAGAUGGCGGUCAAGCAGGUCUACCCGGUGCAGCUGCUGGGCGAUCAGGAGAAGCAGCGCGCCAUCCAGACGCCCGCGCAGCUCGCGGCCUUCGUGGACAAGUGGUUCGUGGAGCAGGAGGCCAAGGCGGCCGUGGCGCUGCCCGGCAAGACGCAGAAGAAGAAGAAGGCGCAGACCAUCAAGCAGCUGCUGCUCGUCAAGGAGUCGACGUUCGGUGGUCUCGGCCCCGUCAUCAUCGAGCACUGUCUGGUGCGCGCGGGCAUCUCCCCCACGCUCAAGCUCAAGAACGCGGCGGAGUUCUCGGCUCUGGGCGACGACAAGCUGGCAGCGCUGCUGGCUGAGAUCCAGGAAGGAUGGAAGCUGCUGGAGAGACUGCAGGACGAACAGACCUCGGUGAACGGCCCCGUGCCCGUGCAGAACGAUGAUACUGUCGAUGCGGGGGAUAGCGAUGAAGAAGAGGCUGCUCCUGUCGCCAAGGCGCCCUCGAGCGCUUCGUCGCAGAAGUGUGGUUUCAUUAUUCUGAAGGAUUCAGCGGACGAGAACGCUCCCGAGCAGUUCGAGGAGUUCACGCCGUUCUUGUAUGCGCAGCACCAGCAGGCUCACAAGAAGGUCAAGAGCUUCGACACGUUUGACGAGGCUGUGGAUGAAUACUUUUCGCGUUUCGAGGCCGACACUGCUGAGGUGGCGAAGCAGAGCGCGCAGCUUGCGGCCGAGAACAAGCUCGCGAAGCUGAAGAAGAACCAGCAGCAGCAGCUCGCCCAACUGCGUGAGGUCCAGGAGCAGAGCUUCCAGCACGCCCAGCUGAUUGAAGCUAACCAGCAAGAUGUGGAGAAUGUGCUUCUUGUGAUUCGUAGCGCUUUGGCUAGCGGCAUGGACUGGCGUGGUCUGGAGGAGCUUGUGCGCUACGAGCAAAAGAACGGGAACCCUGUGGCGAGCCUCAUCCACAAGCUCGAUCUGGAGCACAAUCGCGUGGCUAUUCUGCUGUGUGAUGAGGAGGAUGACGACGAAGGUGAAGACGGCGGAGAUGGCACUGGCGAGGAAGACAAGCAAGCGCAUGUUAUCUGGAUUGAUUUGUCGUUGUCAGCUCUGGCCAAUGCACGUGAAAUCUACACGAAGAAGAAGAAGGCCGGUGAAAAGGUGAAGAAAGCCACGGAGGCUACCGACAAGGCCAUUGCACUGGCGGAGAAGAACACCAAGAAGACGUUGGAGAAGCAGCAAACCAAGCGCAACGUGAUCUACCAGCGACGCAAAACGCUUUGGUUCGAGAAGUUCCACUGGUUCCUCACCAACGAAAAGUAUUUGGUCGUGGCUGGUAAAGAUGCUCACCAGAACGAGCUGCUGGUGAAGCGCUACCUGCGCAAGGGUGAUGUGUAUGUCCACGCUGAUCUUCACGGUGCUGCUACGUGUAUCGUCCGAAAUCACGCUACUGUGAAGGACAAGAAGACACAGGAGCUUCCUCCCAUUCCGGUGGCUACGCUGGAGCAGGCAGGAUGCAUGAGCGUGUGCCGCAGUAACGCAUGGACUAGCCAGGUGAUUGCUGGCGCAUACUGGGUGCACGCAGACCAAGUUUCCAAGACGGCCCCUGCAGGCGAGUACCUUACUACGGGUAGUUUUAUGAUUCGCGGCAAGAAGAACUACAUCCAGCCAUCACGACUUGAGAUGGGACUGGCGGUUCUCUUCCGUAUUGACGAGAGCUCAAUUAGCAAUCACGCGCGGCAAGGUGAGGGAAGAACACAGCGCGCAGCAGAAGACGACCACGAAGAGGAACAGGAUGAGGAGGACGCGGAUCAAAAAGAGGAGACGCCUGCACAGCAGCCGCAACGCGAGGGUAAGAAGCGGUUGUCUGCUAAGGAGCGUCGUGACUUGAAGAAGAGCAAGCUGCCAUCGCGCGACGACUCAAUAGACGAGCAGCAUCCCGCGCAGCAGAAGCGAGCUAAGGGAAAAGACAAGGACAAGGGCCCUGCUUCGGCACCGCAGCAGAAGAAAAGCGUACGCGGUAAGAAGGGCAAGAUGAAAAAGAUGAAGAAGAAAUACGCAGACCAGGAUGAGGAAGACCGACGGCUGCGCAUGGAGGCUCUGGGUCACGCCGUUGAAGAGGACCAGGAGGAGGAGGAGGAACCGAGCAAGGAUGGCGACGACUCCGCAGAGCAGUCCGGUGAUGAAAACGAAGAGGCUGCUGACUCGACCCCCUCCAAGAAGGAAGCGAGCGAGGAAUACAUUCGCCACCAGCGUGAGAAGAAGGAGAAGUACCUCGACGAGCAGGAGGAUGAGGCCGAGGGCGCCGACUUCUUCGACGCGUUCACGGGCGAGCCGCUGGCUGACGACAUCGUGCUGUUCGCGAUGCCCAUGUGUGCGCCGUACGCGUCGCUGAUCAAGUUCAAGUACAAGGUGAAGCUCACGCCGGGCAGCCAGAAGAAGGGCAAGGCGGCCAAGCAGGCGAUGGAGCACUUCUUCGCGUCCAACUUUAAGGACGAGAAGGACGCCAACAAGAGCGCUCCGUACCGUCCCGGCGGCGCCGAGGCGGAGGACGAGGCCCAGCCCGACGUGAACCCGAUCGUCGUGCAGCGCGAGCUGAUGCGCUGCAUCCCGGAGAACGAGCUGGUGAACUGCAUGGUCGGACCCGUGAAGAUCUCGGCGCCCGGCCUACAUGGGCCCAACGCCGGCGGCAAGAAGGGCGGCGGCAAGCGUCCGUCCGGCAAGCCCAAGAAGAAGGGCAAGAAGUAG